ACAUAUACAUAAAACAUAGAAAUAAAAAGCCAAAAAUUACAUUAGAAAAGAAGAUGAUGAGAGACAGGCGUGUUUGAUCACUGGGAAAGUGCUUUUAAGGAGAGAAUAUUUGCAGAGAGAGAAAGGCAAAGGCAUGCAAAAAUCUAAGACCCACAUCACAUAACAAUCAUCAAAAGCAUAGACAGACAUAAACCUAUGAGCCCAUUACUACUUUAUUUUCCUUUUUCACUUUAAUGAGGGUAAUGUGUUGUGUAUAUGUAUAUCUCUGUGCUGUUGGUGGUUCCUUUUUUAUUUUUUUUUUUUACAGUUAAAAGAGACAUCACACUCAUUAUUCUUUCCUGCAACUCCUUGUUUACUGGUUCCCUUGAUGCUUGACACUUGAGCUCUUUCACAAUCAUUUCAACUUCAAAACUAGGAGAUAAUAUAAGAGAUGGGUUUUCAAGAAAGUGUCUAAAUUCCAAAUUUUUUGGUGAGUUUUAGGAUUUGGGCUCUCAAAGUUCCUAACUUUUAUGCUUGUUUUUCUUAUAUACUUAAUUGUCCAUUUAUGGGUUUUUGUUUGGGAGUUGAUCUGUAUUAGAUAUGGAGAGUGUAAGAGAAACCGUGCAAUUUGCUCUGUUGGAGAUCUAUGCUUGAAAAGAUCAUUCUUUUUUCCGGGAAUUCGUAUUUUGAGCUAUUGAACUUUGUUUCUCUUCUUUUUUCUGAUAACUAUAGAUUGCAAUUAUUUGUGGUUUAGUUUUUUCCAUAGCUGUAAUUGUACUUAUUUUUUAAUUUGAAGUGGCUCAGUCUUGAAGAAAUCAUUUUCUCUUUUGUAGUGUAGUACUUGGAGGCAAUAAAACUGACUUUAGGGUUCCCAGGAUUAACUUAAAAUACACACCUUUCCAUUUUCUACCUUAAAAAAAGUGUUCUUUCUUCUCAUUUUGCAAGGAAGCCAUCUUCUUGCUGCAAUUUUUGUUUCUUUGUAAAAACUGGCAUAUCUUGAUUUUACUAAUGUCUUAAGUUCUUUUUAAACAUGGCCGAAAUUAGACUAACUAGGUUAGAACAAGGCCAAACCAAGAUUAGAAAUGUCCCAAUUGCUGUAACACCAGAAGGUUUUUGGUGUUGCCCUUCUCCUGUUGUGUUUCAAAAAACAGUAAAAAAUCAGAAUCCUCUAAGCAAAACCAAACCAUCCUCACCACCACCUAAGACUACUGUCCAAAAGAAACAUGCCCCAUUUAAUGAGAGAAAGCCGCCUCCAGCUCCAUUAAGACCUGGAGUUGCGUCUGAUGAUCAGCGAAAUUCAGGUUCAGAUAUUCCUAGUGUUAGUGCUUCUAUUAUUAAUGAGAGAGCACCAAGGCCUAAGAUAGAAAGUGUGCCAAGGAAGGUGGCAAUUGAAUUUGGGGAGCCUGGAACCAGUGAUAUGAAGGUGGUCUUGCUCGGAAAGCAAGGGUUCUGUGUGAAGCUGAGUGUCCACAGGAAUGUCUUAGUGGGAAACAGCAGCUUUUUUGCUGAUAAACUUUCCAAAGAGGAGUCUAAUAUCUCCUGUCUUGAGAUUGAUGAUUGUGAAGAUGUUGAGAUAUAUGUUGAAACGAUGGGGCUGAUGUACUGCAAGGACAUGAAGCAGCGGUUAAUCAAGCAAAGUGUUUCGCGAGUGCUUCGAAUUAUCAAGGUUGCUGAAUUUCUUGGCUUCAACUCCUGCAUUCAGACAUGCUUGGAAUAUUUGGAAGCAGUUCCAUGGAUUGGGGAAGAAGAAGAAGAAAAGGUGGUAUCUUCAGUUAUACGACUUCAGAAUGAAGGUGUUGGGGUCACCCCAGUUUUGAAAAGAAUCUCUUCUGAUGCUAAUCCACCUCAAGAGACACUUUCCCAGAUAAUGGAACUUGUUCUUAAAAGCAAUGAGGAGAGAGGCCGCCGCGAAAUGAAAUCUGUUGUGCUGAAACUCCUUCGGGAGAAGAACAGCCUUGCAAGUUAUGCAGGUCCAACUGACAUAUGUAAUGAAACCAUCUACAGCUCAUAUAGAAGUUGCUUGAAUUCUCUCCUAUCUUUGUUUAGGCAAGCUGCUGAACCUGAGUUCGCAAAUAGACCCAUGGAGAGUAGGGAACCAGUAGUGAAACAAAUAGCCCUCGAGGCUGAUAAUGCCUCAUGGUUACUUGAGAUUUUAGCUGACAGACAAGCAGCUGACGAGUUUGCUUUAAUGUGGGCUAGCCAGCAGGAGUUGGCAGCCCUACAUACAAAACUGGCUAUAGUUUCUCGAUACCAUGUUAGCUGCAUCACAGCCAGGUUAUUUGUGGGAAUUGGAAGAGGGGAGCUGCUACCAUCAAAGGACACACGCCAAAAGUUGUUACAAACCUGGUUACAGCCAUUAAUCAAUGACUACAGUUGGUUACAACACGGUUGUCGGUCUUUCGAUAGAAAGGUAGUGGAGGAAGGCAUUGGGAGGACAAUUCUGACUCUGCCCUUAGAGAAUCAACAGAGUAUCUUGCUCACUUGGUUGGGCAGUUUUCUGAAGGCCGGCGACAACUGCCCAAAUCUCCAAAAAGCCUUCGAGGUCUGGUGGCGGAGGGCUUUCAUUAGACCAUACGUUGAAACACGAGGUAAUCUCCAGUCAGAUAGCUCAAUGACGUCAAAGCAGUAGGCCUAAACGAGUCCGAUCCCCUGUGAGAGUGCUAUCUGUGUGAUAAGCAUUUACUGUCCUCUGCAUCGUGCAGAGAAAUCGCUUCCAUCUGAAAUGUGCAAGAAGAGAAAAAUUGUUGGUCGGACAAUCAUGUAGGAAGAGCUAACAUUGUAAGAAUCCUGUCGGAAGCAAAAACAGUGGCACAAUACUGAUACUAUUACUGGUUUGUUAAUGAAUGCAGUACAGGCUUGUAAGCUUCUUUUUCAGUUGAUAAAUGUGGGUUGAUUGUUUUGAUGUAAGAUAUUAAUGAGGAAGAAAUUGAAUUUUGAAGUUGCUUUUGUUCA
Molecule: messenger RNA, 2931 nt
Organism: Ricinus communis (castor bean)
Lineage: Eukaryota; Viridiplantae; Streptophyta; Magnoliopsida; Malpighiales; Euphorbiaceae
Product: BTB/POZ domain-containing protein At3g50780
Exons: 2
Coding region: 1010-2608 (532 amino acids)
Molecular function (GO): protein binding
Source: RefSeq, a predicted model, not a curated record